This is a messenger RNA of Scatophagus argus, 5481 nucleotides long. RefSeq names its product zinc finger DHHC-type palmitoyltransferase 9 (gene zdhhc9). Gene Ontology annotation, cellular component: Golgi apparatus; endoplasmic reticulum. Bases 767 to 1948 code for a protein of 393 amino acids. Gene Ontology annotation, molecular function: protein-cysteine S-palmitoyltransferase activity. Gene Ontology annotation, biological process: peptidyl-L-cysteine S-palmitoylation; protein targeting to membrane. NCBI's taxonomy places the organism in Eukaryota, Metazoa, Chordata, Actinopteri, Scatophagidae. The transcript has 9 exons. The record is from RefSeq and is a predicted model, not a curated record.
AGGCGUGUUUCCUGCUGCCAUUGACUAAAACAUAAAGCCUGGCAUCCUGCGGGGGGGAAAAAAGCGCAUCAAACGGCUUUGCGUCCUUAAAGGCGAUUAAUUCCUAUUUUUGAAAGAUUUUAGCUGUUUAUUAUUAUUAUUAUUAUUAUUUAUAUGAAGGCAUACUGACCAAAGUGCAUGGUCUCGGUCUAAUGUGUGUGUGUGUGUGAGCACGGAGCAGCUCGCCUCUGCCACCGUUUAUGAUUUAUCGAGAUGAUAUGAAUGUCAUUCGGUCAAGGUCCGCUCUCCCGACGCCACGGCCGCGGCCGGAUUGUCGAGCUUCUGGUGGGAAACAUCUGCCCCAAGCAUUUGGAUGAAAUUUCCAAUAAUUUCCCGAGUGAACUGAGUGGACGGUGAGCGCGGUUGGGAUUGUGAGCAGCGUGGGAUCCUCGCUGUGACAGUGACCUGCUGCAGUAAAAAAUAAUAUAUAUAUAAAAGAAAAAGACAGGGAAACAAACGUGGAUUAGAAAACACCGAUGAUGUGAUUGCGACAUUGAGAACCAAAAUGCUCCACAGUCUUCGCCUUGUGCACAAACCUUCAGCAGUACCGAGUAAGCCGUUUGCUUUUUUCUGCCAAAGGACUGCGUGUCACAUUGACUGAACAGUGUUUGUAAGAGCAUACCGAGCGCAACACCCAUCGACUUAUUGUCUGACUAGUUUUACAGUAUUAACGACUGACAUCCACCCAAAGAGGGACCGAUCCGGGCUGAUCUGAACGGAGGACACCAUGUCGGCGGUCAUGAUAACACGAAAGGUGCGGAAAUGGGAGAAGCUCCCGGGUAAAAACACUUUCUGCUGCGACGGGCGGGUGAUGAUGGCCCGGCAGAAAGGAGUCUUCUACCUGACCCUGUUCCUCAUCGUCGGGACCUGCUCUCUCUUCUUCGCUUUCGAAUGUCCGUACCUGGCUGUCCAUUUGUCUCCUGCUAUUCCAGUUUUUGCUGUCCUGCUUUUCCUCUUUGUCAUGGCCAUGUUACUGAGGACCAGCUUCAGUGAUCCUGGGGUGCUGCCCCGGGCCCUUCCAGAGGAGGCUACAUUCAUCGAAAUGGAAAUUGAGGCUGCCAAUGGGAACGUCCCCGCAGGGCAGCGUCCCCCACCACGAAUCCGCAACGUUCAGAUCAACAACCAGAUUGUCAAGCUCAAGUACUGCUACACCUGCAAGAUCUUCCGACCACCUCGAGCAUCUCACUGCAGCAUCUGUGACAACUGCGUCGACCGUUUUGAUCACCACUGUCCAUGGGUAGGCAACUGUGUAGGCAAGAGGAACUACAGAUACUUCUACCUGUUCACCAUGUCUCUCUCCCUGCUCACCAUUUACAUCUUCACCUUUGACAUCGUCCAUGUGGUCAUGCGUUCGGUGGAUAAUGGCUUUUUGAACACUUUGAAGGAAACACCUGGAACUGUGCUGGAGGUGUUGGUCUGCUUCUUCACCCUGUGGUCAGUGGUGGGACUGACUGGCUUCCACACCUAUCUGAUCUCUCUCAACCAGACCACCAAUGAGGAUAUUAAAGGAUCCUGGUCAGGAAAGAAUAGAGUCCAGAAUCCAUACAGCCACAAGAACAUCAUCAAAAACUGCUGUGAGGUUCUCUGUGGGCCAACAUAUCCAAGCGUCUUGGACCGAAGAGGACUGAUGCAAGAGGAAACGUCUGUUUCUCCUGCUACAUCCUCCUCCUCCUCUUCCAGCAGCAACCCAGUGCCACAAACCACGCACGCUGUCCUCUGCCUACAGAAAACCACGGCGCCACUCAUCCCCAAUGAGCACACACCUGAUGAUGCCAAGCCGAGUAUUGCUGAGUCAGCAGAGCAGAACCCCUCCCCCAGCGAGGAAAACCUCCCUGCUUCAAAGGUCCCGCCUCUGGCUUCUCCCGAGACUGAUGCAGAAACAUCCCUCGCCAAGGACAAGAUCCAUUAGCUGCAUGUGGGGGCGGCUCUCAGUGUAGCCACAGGAACUGAAACAUUAACAAUCAACGUCUGAUUACUGUGCGGGUGACUCAGUUAUCCUCCUGCCCUACAUUCCACCUGAAGAGCAGAGUUUCUGCGGCAGCUUUUCGUCUUCCCUCCUCUCCUCACCAGUAGCUGCAGAGCUGUUUGAUUGACACUCACACUUGCAGGAGGAGGAGUGAUUUAAUGGAAAGUCAGCAGCUUCCUCGCUCUCCUGAACACUGCAUGGAAAAAACUUGCAGAGGGAGAAGCUGCUGGAAAACUGCAGAAUCCCCCCCCCCCCCCCCCCCCCUCAACCCAUCCCACUCCCAACUCUCCAAGCAUAAGACAUCCUGCAGGUCACCUGUGAACUGCAUUCAUUUAAAACUGCAUAAUGACAUUUAUUGUGAGAGGCCAGUUUAAAUAUACUCCCUGCAAGCGUCUGGCAAAGACAAUAUUACUUAUGGACAUGUAUAAAACUUCAUACUCACAGGUAGUUUUCUGUUGUGUGCACAUUACAUGCCCUAUGCAAACCAUGAGAAGGCUGGACAAGCAGCUUUUUGAUUAGUGUUGAAAGAAGGGUUACAGCUGUAAGUCUGAGUGCACAUGAUGUCCAGGUAGGGGGAGGACAUGCAAAUCCUUAGCUGAGAUAACCUAAUGGCUCCUUCCAGGCAAGUCAAAAUCUACCUUGUAUUCUGAUAUUGCUGCAUUCAGUACUGUUGUUCCUUAUGUGCAUCUUUUUUUAAAUGAUCUGAUCCAGACCAACGCCUGUCCUUCCAUUUUUAUAUAAUCGAUGAUGUAGUGUGACAUCGGUGCUCUAAGACACAUGAAAUGGCUUUAUGCAUUGAAGUCUUGUACAGGAGACACUUUGCCCGAGUCCCAGUGUGGAUGAGAAAAGGCCCGACUUCAGAUUAUAGUAGACACUCGUAGUAACAGUGCCUUAUCCUAACAGUUGCACUAUCGAAAGCAACUGAUGGCAACCAACAGAGAAACUUUUGAAAUUUGUUCUAACCACUGAUCGAGUGUUAAAGGAGAAAUGCUAAUGUUUAUACACAAGUGAGUUCAGUGGUUCCCAUCCUGGGGUUUGGGAUCCUCGCAAGGGGUUGUAAGAUAAAUGUAACGGGUCAAGAGAUGAUUAGAAGAACAGCUUUACAUUUUGAGAAAUAACACAUUCGUCUUCUUGCAGAGAAUUAAAUGGGAAGUUGAUGCCACUCUCAUGUUUGUGUGAUAAAUAUUAGCUUUAGACCAGAAAUGGGGAAACAGGCAGCCAUCUUUCCAAAAGUUCCAAAAUCAGCACCUCUGGAGAUCACUAAUUAAUAUGUUAUAUGACAUUUAGUUACCAUGUAUAAAAAACUAAAUGUUUUGUGAUUUCAAAGCGCAAACUCUUUCCUUUUAAGUAAGGACUCAACAAGACAAUUAGUCAGCUUCAGAGAUGCGGGUUGUAUAUGUGCAUUUUUUUUAACUAUUUGCAGGACCAGGCUAGCUGACUCUGACUUUCCAGUUUUUUAUACUAAGCUAAGUUAGUCAGCUGCUGGUUAGCUUCACAUUUAGCGUGCAGAAAUGAGAGCAGUAUCAAUAUUCUCGUCUAACUCUCCACAAGAAAGCAAAUAAAAAGUCAGUAAGUAUUUCUUUUAAAAUGAUGAAGCUGAAAAAUUUCUGCUAAAUUAUACUACAGAUGAGCUUCUUAUUUUUUGUUGUUAUGAAAUACUGUGAAUUUCCGCUAGAAAUGACGUGAAGUGAAACAUCUGAAAAGGAAAAUAUUAAUUUUAGUUGAACUCACAGCUGGCGUAUGUAAGCGACGUGUGAUGUGCAGAAAUUGCUGUCAGUCUUAAAGCUUGGGAACCACUGAAUUAGACCUUGUGAAGCAAAAGCCGAGCAAAGCCAUUGUUGAAUUGUACAUAGUUUUAGUAAGUAAGGAUGUACUGAAGACCUCUCAGCUGGUGAGGAACAGUGAUUUCAGCAAGGUUUUGUUUUAUUUUUGGCUUUUUUUUUGUUUUUACGCAUAAGUGCAGCCAGUGUUAAUUAUGUUGCCUGUGAGCUUGAGUACCUCCUCUUACAAAUCACACCCGAGCUGAUCUUCUCUCUCUUUCUGCCGUCUUCUGCCUCCUCCUUCGAUAAAAUAACAGCUCUUCUCCUUGCUGCUCUGCUGUGGCAGUUAUCACUACAGUAUGGCCGAGGCAGCUUCCACUGUGGCUGUGGCUCGUUACGGCAGAGAAUAAAGUCAACGCCGAGAGAAAGACACUCAGUUCUUUCUUUUCACACAUCUGUGUAUUUCAGACGGAGCACAGCCUGUAAUGCGCUUGAGAAUUUGUUUUGUUUUUGGUCACAGAUCGCUUGAGGGGACAGCAUUCACACAAAGAAAAAAAUGAGAGAGAGUAAAGCUUAUUCUUAGUAUUUAAAUGAUGUUAGCUGAUAGCGAGCGUUUGUAAUAGUGACUGUGUUGUAUGCAAGACAAGAGUUAGUGUUUGUGAAAUAUACUUAUAUAGAAAUUCUAGUGUGUCAGCAGCGUUGUAUCAGACUCUGAAAAUCUGUCACAAUUUCUCAUUCAGGUCCUAAAAUAUUUGCCAAACAAGGAGUGGAAAAUGAAUUAGGACCCUGGGAUUGUUGGCAGCUGUAAGAUUAUUUUCACUGACAGACUGAUUGAGGACACUUUUAAAUGAUGAAAGAUUAGUCAAUGCCUGCAACUAAAAAUUUCAGAUUAAUUGUUUUGGCUACACAUAAUUGCAAAAAGAUUCAGUAUGCUUUCAGAAAAUCUGGAAAUAUUUAGAUUUGAAAGAUGGAACUCGCAACUUUUUGACAUUUUUGCUCAACAAAUUCCCAAAUUUUUGACAAUCAGUUUUCUGUUUAUACUUUCAGCUCUAAAUGAAUCUGUUUUCUGUGUUUACCUUCCCUACACCUCAUCUGAUGAUAGAAGGAGAGAUCACUGACACGUCUCAGUUGGAAGAAGCUGUAAAGUGUGUGGCGGUUGUUGUUGUUGUUGUUUCUGUGAAGUAGAAAAGUGUACCUGCAGCGUGUUUGUUUCCAAUCAUAAAUAUGAAGCAGAGAGCAGAUUUUAAAGCUGAACUUAGUGGGCUUUCUUUGUGGAAAGUGUCUGAAGACAGUUUGGUGUACUCGAUCACUUUUGUGUUGCUGUCACCGAGAAGCAAGAAUGUAUGUAUGUGAUUGAUAGUCGAUGAAAGAAGGGACACUUGUGUUGAAUUCCUGUGUAACCGUUCCAGAUUAAAUUUUAAAGGGUAGGUUGAACUUUAAUUUUUUUUAACUCUAAAGGUUUGCAGACAAGCUGAGCUCUUGUGUGUAUGAUUGCUGUGUUAAAAUGCCAUGAUGUGGUCAGAUCUGAAUGCUCUGAUCAGUCUAUUACAUUGCAUUAUGUAUACAGAUACAGUAAUAUACCAGUGAUGGAAUUCUUUAUUUAUGUUCACUUUAUUUAGUAUGAACACUGUGACUAUAUGUCUUUCAUUCAAUUUACUUCACUUCUUUUUACAUGAUCAAUGUGUCUGGUAAAUAAACAAUAUUGUCUUAUUAUUA